This is a messenger RNA of Porites evermanni, 5886 nucleotides long. The record is from the annotation of a GenBank genome assembly. NCBI's taxonomy places the organism in Eukaryota, Metazoa, Cnidaria, Anthozoa, Scleractinia, Poritidae.
AUGGCUGCUUCUGUUCAGCUUCCAGCGAUUUCGCAGGCACCAGUUGCCAGGGAAUUUCCAAAAGUGUGGCUGCACAGGUGAGAUAUUUUUGAACGGUAGUGCUAUAUGUUGGUGGAUCAAGUCGAUCGUAAGUCUUUAAAAUUCGGCCUCAGCGUGUUUAACGGAGGAUGCUUAUCUUAUGCAAACAGAAUAAGUACUGUAUAAUGAGUACGAAAAUAAAUAUUUCUUCAAAUGUUUUGUCCCUUCCUGGACCAGACUUGCCAAUACUUUGCUUAAGGUUUGGUAUAAUUAUUUCAUGAACAUGAUAAAAUGCGUUGCAUUAGAUUAAUCGUAGUAGCAAAGACAGUGAAACGCGCUGUAGGUAACUUAGUCAAAAACAGGAGGAUGAGACAUUUGUUUUAAGUAGAAGCGAGACCUUGGCACGCGAAUUAGCACUUAGACCUCAGUUAACGCCUGCUCGUAUAAUAAGGUUCUAACUUUUUUGAACAAGUUGGCUAGCUACAAGUUGCGGGAUUCUGGCAAAAUAAAACACUUCUAGAAAAGUUGCUCCUUAAAGAAAACUUUUUUUCCCUUUAUUAUGAAGUGUGAAAAUACACACAUACACACUAAAGAGGGGUGGUUAGAGCUGACUUUUCGCGCUUGGAAAUUGAGAAUCAAAGAAUGAAAAGUAGCUCUAAUGGGACUUAAAAUGAAUUUGUUGAUUUUUCAUCCUUAGGAAAGACAUGUCGCGGUGGGCAAAACUGGAUGUUCCUUCCCUGAAACUAGCGUCUCAACUCGACACCGAUCACUGGGCCAAGCUCAAGGGAAAAGUAAUAAGCCUUAAAUAUCAAAAUAUUUUUUCCUUUCUUUUUGGAAGUAUACAGUUGUUUUUCUACAUUCCCCAGCAUCUUGUUUUAUCAUGAUUUUAUGGUAGUCCAUCACUUCAUGUUGAACAGAAGUAAUUUUCACGCUGAAUUGAGGUUCCCGCCACCGUUCUAAAGCUGAGGAAUCUUGGGCUUUUACUAAUGCUAAGUUACUAGAUGUAGAAGAAAAAUUCAAGUAGUGAAACUAANUUGGCACGCGAAUUAGCACUUAGACCUCAGUUAACGCCUGCUCGUAUAAUAAGGUUCUAACUUUUUUGAACAAGUUGGCUAGCUACAAGUUGCGGGAUUCUGGCAAAAUAAAACACUUCUAGAAAAGUUGCCCUUAAAAGAAAACUUUUUUUCCCUUGAUUAUGAAGUGGGAAAGUACACACAUACACACUAAAGAGGGGUGUUAAGAGCUGACUUUUCGCGCUUGAAAAUUGAGAAUCAAAGAAUGAAAAGUAACUCCAGCGGGACUUAAAAUAAAUUUGUUGAUUUUUCAUCCUUAGGAAAGACAUGUCGCGCUGGGCAAAACUGGAUGUUCCAUCCCUGAAACUAGCGUCUCAACUCGACACCGAUCACUGGGCCAAGCUCAAGAGAAAAGUAAUAAGCAUUAAAUAUCAAAAUAUUUUUUUCCUUUCUUUUUGGAAGUAUUCAGUUGUUUUUCUACAUUCCCCAGCAUCCUCUUUUAUCAUGAUUUUAUGGUAGUCCUUUUUGUCAAAGAACUUUUUGGUUGAAAAUGUGACCAUCACUUCAUGUUGAACAAAAGUAAUUUUCACGCUGAAUUGAGGUUCCCGACACCGUUUUAAAGCUGAGGAAUCUGGAGCUUUACUAAUGCUAAGUUGCUAUUUAAAGCUGAGGAAUCUGGAGCUUUACUAAUGCUAAGUUGCUAGAUGCAGAAGAAAAAUUCAAGUGGUGAAAUAAUGGCUGUCUCAAUGGUGAUUAUGUCUGAGUAACUUGCGUAUUUUUUUCGUACUGGUAAACCGGCCCUUAUUGCUUUAAUUUUAUUUUUCUCUUUCGUUAGGUCCUUUUUUACUAAUUCAAAAUUUGACCCACUAUAGAUAAUGCCGAUGUUUUUCUUUUGUGGUUUCUUAUUUUAAGCUUCUCAUAAAUAGGACAGUUUUUGUACGUUUGACUAGGUUUUUCUUUCCUAAGUACAAUAUUAUUUUGCAUCCAAAGCUGCUUAAAGUUGAAUUCCCUAUUAAUUUACGUUUAUCUUCGGCUUUAGCAAGUGAUGCAAGUACAACUGAAUAGCUAGCCAUUAUUCAGUGAAUCAAGAAGACCCAUUAUCACUGGUUUCUGUCACCAAACGGGUUGGGACAUAACUAAGAAGACAUUUAAAUUACAUUUGAAAACCUAACAAGGCACUUCUGUGCGUCAUUGUAUUGGCACGCGAAUUAGCACUUAGACCUCAGUUAACGCCUGCUCGUAUAAUAAGGUUCUAACUUUUUUGAACAAGUUGGCUAGCUACAAGUUGCGGGAUUCUGGCAAAAUAAAACACUUCUAGAAAAGUUGCUCCUUAAAGAAAACUUUUUUUCCCUUUAUUAUGAAGUGUGAAAAUACACACAUACACACUAAAGAGGGGUGGUUAGAGCUGACUUUUCGCGCUUGGAAAUUGAGAAUCAAAGAAUGAAAAGUAGCUCUAAUGGGACUUAAAAUGAAUUUGUUGAUUUUUCAUCCUUAGGAAAGACAUGUCGCGGUGGGCAAAACUGGAUGUUCCUUCCCUGAAACUAGCGUCUCAACUCGACACCGAUCACUGGGCCAAGCUCAAGGGAAAAGUAAUAAGCCUUAAAUAUCAAAAUAUUUUUUCCUUUCUUUUUGGAAGUAUACAGUUGUUUUUCUACAUUCCCCAGCAUCUUGUUUUAUCAUGAUUUUAUGGUAGUCCAUCACUUCAUGUUGAACAGAAGUAAUUUUCACGCUGAAUUGAGGUUCCCGCCACCGUUCUAAAGCUGAGGAAUCUUGGGCUUUUACUAAUGCUAAGUUACUAGAUGUAGAAGAAAAAUUCAAGUAGUGAAACUAAUGACUGUCUCAAUAAUGAUUAUGUCUGAGUAACUUGCGUAUUUUUUCCGUUCUGGUAAACCGGCCCUUAUUGCUUUAAUUUUAUUUUUCUCUUUCGUUAGGUCCUUUUUUACUACUUCAAAAUUUGACCCACUAUAGAUAAUGCCGAUGUUUUUCCUUUGUGGUUUCUUAUUUUAAGCUUCUCAUAAAUAGGACACUUUUUUCUACGUUUGACUAGGUUUUUCUUUCCUAAGUACAAUAUUAUUUUGCAUCAAAAGCUGCUUAAAGUUGAAUUCCCUAUUAAUUUACGUUUAUCUUCGGCUUUAGCAAGUGAUGCAAGUACAACUGAAUGGCUAGCCAUUAUUCAGUGAAUCAAGAAGACCCAUUAUCACUGGUUUCUGUCACCAAACGGGUUGGGACAUAACUAAGAAGACAUUUAAAUUACAUUUGAAAACCUAACAAGGCACUUCUGUGCGUCAUUGUAGAAACAGAGACAUGAAAAACACAAGGAACGGGGAAUUUAUGAAGAGUAUUAGCGGUGCGCACGCGAGAACAGCGACUCAGAACCUGGUUCCAAGGGUCUCUUUCCUUCCAGUCCCCUGAAGUGAGAUAGAAAAGCUUUUGGAACGAGUCUGGAGCUGCGCAUGAGGCCUGGUAGAUAACCUGAGAUUACACCCAGUGUUAGCAGCUGUCGUACAUUCUCUCAUUCUCUCAAGAUAUGACCGAGAUUUAGCGUAACCAAGCAGAGAUUUUCGUAUAAAAAUAUUAAUUUCUCAUGCAUCCCCUUAACAUUUGUCCACAAGUGCCUGGGUGUUUUGUUUUGUUCUCAAAAAAAAAAAAUGCAGCUCAAAAUUUCUACUCACUUCAACCCAGCCUGCGAUUAGAGACUCCUUUUGUCUUCUUGAGUGAUGAGAAGAAAGGGAGGCUUUCGCUGAAUCACGUCAUUGAAGUCGCCGAAACCCGAAAUUCUUCUUCUGGGCUAGUCAAAUGGUCAAAACCGAGCUCGUUGUAGGAAGCGCACGGUCAUUUAUAGAGCUGGGUCAGGAGGCCAUAACCCGGAGUGAACAACUUCCAUGCGCUCGUGUUUUCACGGACCAGUUUAUUUUUAGAACGCUUUUGGCGCGAAUUUUGAAUAUCUUUUAAAUUUCUUAACCAGUCAGCAAAACCUACAGACCUAAAAUGAUAAUUUUCGCCUUUAAAUAACGUUUAAUUUUUCUUUUUGAUAUCUUACACUACGAAUGCGCUCAUAGCCGUGGUGGAGAUUCUAUUUUCGCGGGAAAAAGUGCCCUAGAAUGUGUCUAAAAACAAACUGGUCAGUAAAAACGCCGUGGUAUAGGCCUAUAGUAUGGGAGUUACUCCCUUCGCGUUAUGGGCUCCUGGCUGGGUUCGAAACUUUAUCUAGCAACAUGCGCUUAGCAACAUGCAGUGCAUGUUCGAAAGAUCUUUUUGGAUUCAUGCAGAGUCUUUCCCAAGUACGCUAAAAUCGAGUGAGAAAAAGAAAGUCUCUACUGACCGGGUGACUACAACUUAACAAUGGUGUUAUCAUGUUUCAGCACAUCGAAUUCGUAACUCACGUGUCCUACGGCUUCCCGCCUAAACCAAAGCAGUCUGGUCAUUCCCAUCCACAAUCAGCAGGGCUGUCAAGUGCGUUCCAGAAAUAUUACUACAACAAAAGCCAGCAUAGAGAGGAUCUAUUGAAAAGUGAGUAUUUAGGCAUGCGCGGAUUUAGGAAUGGUCCUAGUGGUAUGCGCCCUUUUUUUUCUGUGGACUUUUGUGUUAUUUUUGAGAAUUCUCGUUUCCGAAUUUUUUGGAUCCGCCCCUGUUAGGAACUAUGUUAAGAAAGGAUGUAACAUAUUCCAAAAUAAGAGGAUUUUAGUUAACCAAUGAAAGUAACACCUUGCGAAAGUUACCUACUAGUCUGGAGUAAAUUCAUUUAAAAACUCCUCUGCGCUCUGUACAGAACUAUUCAGGUCGCGUUUGAGGACACUGUAUCAUAAAUAAACACAAGGGUAGGGAAAAUUGACUGCGUAAGGCGGGAAAGCAUUCUAUGGUGAAAAAUUAAAUAUAAACAUCGUUUAUGACAGUUGUGUCAUUGUAAAAUCACGAUUCGGGUGUGACCGUCCGUGCAAAAGUUGAGUAACAGCCAAAAGGGCGGCAUGUAUGUUUUAACUAGCCAUAUAUCCACGAUGAGAGUAUAGAGGCAAGACUUGCAUACAAAUCCUCAGCAUAGCUUGAUAUUGUUUUCUGCUUAGAAUCCUUUACAAUGUACCAACAAGGCAAACCGGUGGGGAAAGAAGCUUCGCUCAGAGCAAAUAAGCAACAUCGGCCACAGGUUCAGAAAAGGCCAUCUGUAUACAACCAGCGCGCCAAGGAAGGAUUCAAGUUCUGGCUGGAAGACGAUCCAAUGAUCAACAGAGUUUCACGUAAGAAUGCGAGUUAAACAUUUGGUUCGCGUAUACCGCAUUUUCUAAAUUUAAUGACUGGUGUUUGUUUCAAACUUUGCCCGGAAGACAUAGCGUUUGCUUUAAAGUCUGUCUAUUCUGUCCUGUAUUUUUAUACCUUUCCAUGGCAUUGGUGCUUUGGUAUUUACCCCUGAAAGCAAAUUACCUCAAGAAACUUUUGAUAACUUUUAACCUCUCUUUCGCAAAUGAGUUUUCUUUCACACACAAUUAUUUUCAUUUGAAUGAUUAUGCACCAGCCUCGCUUUUCAUGGGUAAUUCCCUUUCCGAAAAUUAUUAGGGGAAUAGUUACAAGCUCACGCGGCAACGAUUUCUGGAUUCGUUUGGGUGGACAAACGUUAGUUAUGAUUGGUUAAAAGUUACCUUGAAUACCAUCGACCAAUCAUAACUAACUUCUCCACCCUAACUAUCCCAGAAAUCACUGCGCCCAAGGCUUGUACUCGUCCUCCCUAGAGCCUUUCUAAGGUGGGGAAUUCAGUGAAAUGGCAUUUCUUUUGUUUUUUGUUGUCUUUUUUUCAGUUUGUUCCAAGUAUACUUUUGGCUCAAAGAGCACAUUCCAUGGACUGGGAAAUGCUCCAAGGAACUGA